Molecule: messenger RNA, 3069 nt
Organism: Ylistrum balloti
Lineage: Eukaryota; Metazoa; Mollusca; Bivalvia; Pectinida; Pectinidae
Product: glutathione hydrolase 1 proenzyme-like
Exons: 14
Coding region: 1-3069 (1022 amino acids)
Biological process (GO): glutathione catabolic process
Cellular component (GO): plasma membrane
Molecular function (GO): glutathione gamma-glutamate hydrolase
Source: RefSeq, a predicted model, not a curated record
AUGGUAGGCUUUAUGCAAAAUACUUAUUCUGCACAAGAUUAUGUUGACCUUCAGAUCAUCACGUUGAACACUGGCGACGGACCCGCACGUGUAACGCUUCAUGAUCAUUCAAGACGACUCGAGGAAGUUGUCCUAGACGCAAGCUCCUUUCGGAGUCAUAACAUUUCAUCUGAAUUAAUGAAUACAGAACGAACGAGAAGCAAUAAAGGACUUAAACUCGAAUCGAAUACCACCGUUUGUGUCAUUGGCAUCAACCGCAUCGCAUUCCACACUAUGAAUUCAAUGGAUGCCUUUGUUGCGAUGGAGUAUUCGUUACUCGGGACACAGUACUACGCAGUAACAGGGAAUCAUUCGUCCGCAAUUCUUAUCAUUGGAAUAUCUGACAAUACCUCUGUUACGAUUACUCUAAGAACAAAUGAUGUAUCAUUACGAUAUUCAAACAAAAUUUACAAGAACGCAGACGUUAUAUACGAGAAUAUUGACGAAUUUGAUGUGAUAUAUAUAGAAUGCAGCGGCGAUCUUAGUGGAACAUCCAUCAGCGCCACAAAUUCCAUCAGCGUUUUUGGGGGAAACAAAUGGUAUUCAUUUUCAAAAGUAACAUAUGAAGGAGGACACUUGGUUGAACAAAUACCCCCCGUGGAACAAUGGGGAACUCGUUAUGUGAUUCAACCACCAGAGGAUUUCGGAUACAUCUGCACAAUCGUUGCAGGCUUUGACGAUACCGAUGUACGUGUUGACUGUACAAAUGGUUAUUAUAAUUCAUUUUUCUUGAACAAGAUCGGAGACACAUACACCAUCGAUGACUUGGCCGACAUGUGUGUUUUGACAUCAGAUAAACCAUAUCUUGUAUCCAUGAUAACAUCGAAAGUAUCGGAGAAAGACCCGUCAAUGGUGAUAGUACAACCCAUGGAGAAUGUUUCUGAGGACACCCUCUUUUACGUGCCGUCUGGGUUUCAUUCUGCCGAACUUGUGUUAAUGACGACGCUGAAUCCAGAAUUGAUAUACAUAGAUUCGCGUCCCAUUCAAUCAAAUCUCUUAAACAUCGACGAAGAACUCUUUGGGAUGAGAGUUACAGUAGAUGAAGGAGUCCAUACCCUCAGUGCCCCCGGAUUUGCCAUGUCUAUGUUUGGCUAUGUGCAUGGAGCUAGAAGCUUUGGCGGGGGAUUCGAGACGUUUGGGUACCCUUUGAAUCACCAACGAUAUACAGCGACCAGAGUGACAACAGAAAUGAAACGGGAAGAGUUAAAACAAGAAGGAGAUAACUUCAUCCCAAAGAAUUCGACCGCCACAGAUGAUCGACAGAAGUCUUCAUGUCUUAGGAGACAUCCGCUGCUAAUUAUAGGACUUUGUUUCACUUUUGUCGUCAUCUACACAGUCGUAUUGACGCUUGGAAUUUUACCAUUUCGUCAACAAGGGAAUGACCGAAAGGAAAACACCCGAAAGAUCUCGAUUAAUGUUGGCGCCGUUGUCAGCGACCAUGAGACAUGUUCAGAAAUUGGUCGAGAUAUGUUAAAGAGGAAUGGGUCGGCUGUUGACGCCGCCAUUGCUACUCUUCUCUGUGACGGGUUGAUGGCACCACACAGCAUGGGAAUAGGUGGAGGAAGUUUCUUCGUCAUCUACGACGCGAAAACUAAACUCACAAAGACGAUCAACGCUAGAGAGUCAGCACCCGCAGCCCUCACUUUCAGCCAAAAUAUUCAGAGGGGAGGCGAUAAAAAGGUGUUGACUAUUGGAGUACCAGGAGAAAUCCGGGGGUACUGGGAAGCCCACAAAAGCCAUGGACGUUUACCGUGGAGGGAUUUAUUUUUACCAACAAUUAAGCUAGCUGAGAAUGGUCAUUACCUCUCGCAACCUGUUUAUCGUGCUUUCGAAGUCUCACGUUUGAUAUUUGGUAUUGAUCUAACAAACAACACAGAGUUCUGUAAAAUAUAUUGCGAUGACACCGGCAAGAUAGCACCUGAGGGAGCCGUCAUAAAACAGCCACGUCUCGCCCAGACACUGAGAGGGAUCGCUGAAAAUGGACCGUCAUACUUAUAUGAAGGGCCAAUCGCGGACACAAUCAUUCGAGAAAUUCAAGAAAAAGGCGGUGUCAUGACAAAAAAAGACCUCGCAGAAUAUAUUCCGGUAGUGGAGGAUGGUAUUUCCGUCAAUCUUGGUGACGUCAUGUUGCUGACUAUGGGUGCUCCAAGUGGCGGACCAGUCCUUGGCCUCAUCCUUAAUAUAUUAAAAGGUGUAUUUCCAAACGGGAGAACAAACAUGGAGACUUCACGAAUGCGGUCUGAUUUUUUUCAUGCUUUAGUGGAGGCCACGAAGCUAGCUUAUGGUGAAAGGUGGAAGCUCGCUGACCCAGCUUUCGUACCCGAUGUCAAACAGGUUGUCGAUAAAAUGAUUUCAGACGAUUUUGCAGCCUUUCUGAGGAAUACAAAAAUGGACAUGCGCAGAACACAUAAUUGGACGUAUUAUACAAAUAUAACAUACCCGCCGAGAGAUCAAGGUACCGCUCAUGUGUCAGUUUUAGCCCCGGAUGGAAGCGCUGUUUCUGUUACCAGUAGCAUAAAUUAUUAUUUUGGAUCAACAGUAAUGUCGGAAUCUACCGGAAUAAUAUGGAAUAAUGAAAUGACAGAUUUUUCAAGGGACAACCCUCGCAAUUUUGUUGAGCCAGGAAAGCGGCCACUAUCAUCAAUGGUUCCUGCAAUAUUUGUAAACAAGGCGGGAGAGGUAGAAGUUGUAGUUGGUGGAGCUGGUGGUGCCACCAUUACACCGGUCGUUUCGGAAGUUUCUGCUUUUCUGCUAUAUCUGAAGGAUAGCGUUGACAAGGCUGUAAGGCGGAAAAGGUUUUUUCAGCGUCUUAAUUCAAAUACCCUUGAUUUUGAAAAGGGAUUUCCGCAGGAUAUCAUGAAGGACCUGGCGACACACUACGGACAUGAGAUCAAGGAGUCAAGCAAGGAUUAUAUUGCAGUGGUGCAAGCAAUCGCCAGGAACCCAAGUACAGGGGAGAUAACUGCAUUUUCAGACGAAAGGAAAAUAUCAGGGAAGGCAAAAUUCUUAACAGAGAAUGUGACUUUGUAA